UCGUCUGUCGGCAACUAGUUAUGAAAAUAAGAUACAAAAUUUAGACCAACCAUAAGCACCUUUCCAGAAUUAAUGAAUGAAUGACGUCAUGUCAUCUACCAGACAUAUUUGUCAUUGUUAGUAAUAAUAUCAUAGGAAAUUAUACAUUUACCAGUGAAAAUGCGGACUGUAAACGGUCAAUCAGUGUUCAUAUUGUUCGUUGUACUUACAAAGGCACUUGCAGCUAAUAUUGAUAAUGAUAUACCUGCAUCAAAAUUUGUUCCAUCUGUUGCAUUUAAAUGUGGAAGACCAGCAAUGCACAAAACAAGCACAGGGUGGCAGAAGGAUAUCAAUACAGACUGUAAAGAGGAUAAACUAGAUAUUCUUAAAUACUGUCAAAGUGUGUUCAAAAAUUUUUCUAUAACUAACAUUGUUGAAGAUCAUGAAGUUACAAUUAAUUGGCCAGACAAAUUUGGGAAAACUGAGGAAAUAGCAGUUACACCCUACAGAUGUAUAGUGGGACGUUUCGAGAGCGAUGCUUUAUUGGUACCUAGACACUGUAAAUUUGAACAUGAACAUGGCUUACCUGUAGUAUGUGAAGGCUAUCAAUAUUGGGCAGAUGUAGCAGACAAGAAAUGCAAGGCACAAAAUAUGAAGAGAAAUGAUUUUGCAAUGCUACUUGACUGUGAUAUUGGCAAGUUCAAUGGAGUUGAAUAUGUUUGCUGCCCCGAUGAACAAGCUGAAAAACCACUGGAUGUGCCAGUAGAAUUGACUCCAGUAAAGACGAAGCCACAAGAAAUACUUCUUGGUGGAGAUGACAACAAAGAAGAUGCUUACAUUGCAUACCUCAGAGCUGAUGACUCUUUCCUAAGUAAAUAUGACAAUGAACAUGACAAAUUUCUAGCUGCAGAAAGUGCAAUGGAUUCUCACCACCAUGAACGAAUUACAAAGAUGAUGAAAGAAUGGCAAGAAGCAAGAACCAAUGUAAACAAAUUAAAGGAGUCAAAUCCAAAGGGUGCUGAAAAACUCAACAAAGAUAUUAUGCAGAGAUUUCAGAGGUUGUACAGUGGAUAUGAGCAAGCUGACCAAGCUGAAAAGAAACAGUUAGUGGCCCUGCAUAUGCAACACAGACAAGCUGAAUUGAAUAAGAGAAAACGCAUAAACUUGGAAAAGUAUAUGGCAGAAUUACAGAAACAACCCCCAAAGGUUCACAAAGUGAAAAAAUUCUUAGAAGCUUAUAUCAGAGUAGAAGAAAAAGAUCGUAUGCACACACUGAACCAUUUUACCCAUGUGAGACGCAGUGAUCCAGCUGAGGCCAAGCACAUGCAAAAAGACACAUCUGAACAUUUGAAAGUCAUUGAUGAGAGAAUAAAACAGAGUCUUGAUAUGUUGCAUCAUUACAAGAAAAUAGAAAAAGAAAUCCUUCCUGACAUAAAAGAUUUCCUGUCACACUACAAGUCCUUAUCUGAGAGUGCUCUACAUGUAAUAAUGAGACCAUUCACACAAGAAGAAUUAAGAAAAUCAAAAACAGAUGAUGGCUUUGAUAAUUCAGAGUCUUGGGAUAAUGAAAAGAUUCAAAUUCCUCUGAACAACAAACAAGAAGUGAUAAUUGAUAAACAGCUGGAAGAAUCUCAGGAUGAUAAUCAAGAAGAUAUGGAAAAUGAACAUCAGGGUUUUGCUGCUCAGCAUCUCAGUGAUCAACAAAAUGUCAAGCAUCAGGGUUUUGUUAACAAUCCAGUACAUCAUAUUGUCAAUUCAACAGGAAGUGUUUUCGGUAUUGCAAUUGGCAGUGUUGCUGUUUUUGUGAUUAUUGUUGUGGCUGUGAUCAUGCUGAGAAGAAAUAAAUCACAUCGACAUCCUGUUACUCAUGGUUUUGUUGAGGUAGACCCAGCAGCAUCACCCGAAGAAAGACAUGUAGCAAACAUGCAAAUGAAUGGCUAUGAGAAUCCAACUUAUAAAUACUUUGAACUAAGUGGAGUAAAAAAAUGCUAAAGAAUGUAAUGAAACAUUAUUCAAUGAACCAUCUUUUCCAGGGAUGAAAUAUUUAAAAUGAUUAGCUUGAAAAUUCCAAUUUAUUAAGAACUGGAGCAUAUGCAUACAGCUGAAAAUUUGAUUUUUUUUUGUCCUUUAUUAUAAAGAUUUUAUGCUCUGUCUUUGGUGUCAAUUCAACCAUAUUGCCUAUUUUACAUACUUAUUUUUAUGAUAUUUACUUUUAUUUUACUGCAGUAUAUUUUAAUUCUCUUUAUUUUUUGCAUAUGAUAAAAUAUCCACUCAUUCCUGAAUUAAAAAGUUUAAACUUUUAUAAUUGAUUUGACUCAAUGCUUUGUAUAUUUUAAAACAGUUUUUGGACAAUUAUUUUGUCAGUUUUUAUAGGGGGUAGGGUUAAAGGAUGAUAAUUAAUUUGUUUCCAAAAGCAACUGGUCUAUAUAGGAAAAAAAUUAUAAUUUGGGGAUCUGAAAAAAUGACUCCUACUUUAGAAAAAAAAAAAUGUUAAAAAGUUUGGUAAAAAGACCAAUCGUUUUUUUAUAGAGUGUUUUCUUAUUCUUAUAAAUGAACUUUAAAUGUACAUUGCUUUUUAAAGCCUGUAGUUCAACAGUUUAAACUGUUAAAGAGUUGCAUAUUGGUCAAUAAAAUGUAUUAGAAUUUUAAACAUCAUUUUGGAUAAGGAAAGUUGUAAUGCAUUCAUCAAUCAAUGUUUCCUGUUAGAUCUGUAAACUUAAUAUUCUUAUGUUUUAUAUGCAAUUGAUAGAUGUUGGUCAAGAAUUGAAUCAGAAAAUGAAAAAAUAAGUAGCAUCAAAUAUUGAGUGAAUUAAAGAUUGUCUUUAACUGCACUCUCCAAAUCCAAAUUCUAGGAGAUAAGUAAUAUGUUAUCUUGUUGAAGCAUAUAAGCAUUGCCAGUACUGGAUUUGUAAACAAUAAGUUGAUAUUUUUUUCUGAUAUACUGAACAAAGUCAUUACCAAAAAAAACCAUUUUCAACAUUUGCACCAUUCCAUUGUUUUAUAUACUAGCUUUAUAUAUCUCAGUUUGUAGUCGGACAUUGUAUCAAAUAACAUAAACUAUUUCGCCAUCAAUUGUAGCAAUAUUUUUCGAUGUACUAUUUGUAUUUACCAACAUUUUGAUGAUGUUAUUACACCAGAUUAUGGUUGAUCUAGAGCAUUUCCAUUUUAUACUUAACAAGCAGAAGAGUUAUUGUAUGUAAGGCUAUGCUUGUCAGUUAUAUAUAUGCUGCUGGUGUUUAUCAAUUGUAAAUGACACAGUUGAUAAUCCAACAAGCAUACUUUCAUUAUGUCCUAGUACAGCUUUAAUUUACGGUAAGUAUAUAAAUUACAUGAUUGAGAAAAAACACACAAUAUCAUGUUUUAUGCAAAUGAUUAAGUUAUCAUAGCAUGUUUAUAUUAGUAAUGCUACAACCAGAUUAUGGAUACUACUUGAAAAUUGUCAGACUGCAAACUGGAUUUAUUACAUUGUAAAUAGAUCAUGUACAUUUUAUACUACUUGUAAGUGUAUUUGAAUGUUAGUUAAUUGUAAUUUAUCUGUCAUGAUAACAAUUUCCUGAAGUUAAUUUUUUUGAAUUGUUUUUUUAACCUGUUAUAUAUAAUCUUAGUUAUUUGACACAUCAUCUGUAAAUUGUUAUUUUGAUUUUGUAAUUGCCAAUAAUGAGGAAAUUUCAAAUGUCAAAACUAUCUUUUUGUAAUGGUUUUAACCCUCUGAACUAUAUCUAGAAAUUAGAAUAGAACCAUGCAGUUUGAAUAUAAUGCAUUAUGUAAAAUUGACUAAACAUGAAAUAGUGUUUUAAAUAGGAGUUGUAAACAGGAUUUGUUACACACAUUUUAGCAAAUGUGUAGGGUUUAAAUAUUUUUUUAUAUAAACUUUUGAAGUUAUAUGAAAAAAAUUAAUUAUGAAUCUCGUUACAACCAAAAGCUUUAUGCAUAUUUUGAGAGAAAAAAAACACUAGCGUCAUUCAUCUUGUUAAGUAAACCAGGACAAAUUGUAUGUUGCUAGUGCAUUUAAAAUCUAUCUGUGCUUUCUACUCUAUCUAUUCCAUCUUUGAUUAGCCUUUACUAUUUUCAAAAAAGGAUAAAUAUAUAUAUACUGGUAGAAUAUAAUUUUUCAUAAAAAAUAUAGACAUAAUUAUAUAUAUAUAUAUAUAUAUAUUUAGUACAUUAUUGUUAAUAUAUAAUAUCUUUCAGUAAUCAUGUAAAGUUAAGAGUGUUGCUAAUUCAAAAAGAAAUAAGACUCAGAAUAUUAAAGGUAAUAUAAGGUGGAGUAGAAUGGUUUUGACCUACAUUAUUGUUGUUGUCAAGCUGUAGACAAAAACAUUGUCAAUGCCAUUACUUUUGUUAUGUUAAUGGAUCCUCGAAAUCUAAAUUCUUGAUAAAUUACCUUAAGGCACCAGCACUAUUUUUCAUAAGUGCAACAUGCAUUGACUUUUAUCAAAUUUUGAUUGAUUUAUUUAUUGCAUUCUUACUGUUACCAAGAUUAAAUGGAUUGAUUAUACAAAUGUUUUUGAAUCCAGAUUUUUCUUUUUUUCUUUGAAUUUAUCUGAAAACACUAAUUGGCUUUUUAAUUAGAAAAUUGUGAAAGCCAAAAGGGCAUUAGACAGAAUUUUAUACCAGAGCAAGGCACAAUUCUGUUCAUAAAUAUAUGCUUGUUGAACUUUCCAAUGAAAACAAUUGGCCCAUUUCAUCAUGCUGUGUCUGUUGUCUUUUUCUAAAUUUUAGGAGAGAAGGUUGGAUACUAGUCUUUCAAUUAUGUGAAAUACAAUUUAUACAUUAAUGUUAACUGCUUUUAAAUAUACUGUUUGUAAUAUGAUUUUUUUUAAAUUCAAAAGCUUGUGAUAAUAUUUGUUUUUUUGUUGUAUUUUCUUCAUUAUACAUACAGAUCAAUUCUCAUAAUGAGCAUACAAGCAAUAAUUCUUAAAGCAUUUCUCCCAAUUGGUAAAAUAUGCAUUAUUUUAAUUCUUGUAUGAAUAAGACUUAAAGAAAAUUUUCAUAUUACUUUCCUUUAUGUUUGAAACUGUAGAGCUUUCUGCCAUUUUCACAAAUAUUUGCAAACUUGCACAGCUUAAUUCAACUUUUCUUAGUUUUACUUCUGAUCAUUCUUUUUUCAUAGAUGAAAUUUUUUAUCAAACUGAAGAUAUCAAUUUAGAUAUAGGAGGAUAACUCUUUCAUUUGAUUAACAUUGCAGAAAUGAUUAAAAUAAUUUUGGUUGUGAAUUAUAUUUAAGAUUCAAUGAUUUGUUCUGGUUGUGUCACAUUGAACUGUUCUCAUUUUCAUUUUCCUACCUAUUUUUUGCUACAAACGUCUUGUACUCUCUAUGGAAGAAAAUUGGAUAUGAGAAUACAAUUUAUUUAAUCUUUACUUUGAUAUUAACAAAUGUUUUUUUUUUAUCCUAAGUGUAUAUCAACUGUUUUAGCUUAAUCAUAUUCAUGAUGUUGUGUAAUGAGUGUACAAGUAAAUUAUGGAGUAUCAGUACCUAUAAAUACUGCUGUUCCAUAAUCUGUUAGUUAAGGAGCCUUUUUAUGAGGGUCUUGGCCUCAACUAACACGGACAACUAUAGUUAAAUGAUACAAAGUUAAAUGAUACAAUCAUUUAUUCAAUAAAUAAGUAUAACUUUCCUUUCUGAAAUUGUAAAAAAAUACAUAUUCUGUUCAAAAAGGUAAUUAUUAGAAGAAUUAUUUGUGUAAGAAAAUUGUUUAUUAGAUACAACAGUUACAUGUACUCAUACAAUGAAGCUUUGGUUGUAUAAUAAUAAUUUGUGUUCAUCUAAUUUCAUAACUCAUUUUAAACCUGUUGUCUGAGCAGAGCAGUAGGUUUGCUAUUGAAACAUUUUAUCUUCAAUACUACAUUUUAUUUGAGACCUUAAUGUGAUUUAUUAUUAUUUAAUUUAAGAUGGGUGUUUUUUUCUGAAGUCAAAGCUAUAAAUUACGAAUGAAAAAAAAACUUGUAGUAAUAAAACCAACCUCAAUGAAGAUUUAUUAGGACUUAAUAGAAAUUUUAAAUUUUUCAUUUUGGAAAAAAAUAUGCCCAGUUCAAAAGAACACAAAAAGCAAAAAUUUUGGAAUGUUGAAUUCAAAUAUUUCUAAAGUGAUCAUCUAUUUAAGCUCAAAUAAUUGUUUUUUUUAAAUUAAAAAAAUCCUUAUAUAAUUAAGUUAUGACAUUUGAAGCACAAACCAAUGGGAUCCUUUCACAAAAUAUCUUAUGAAAAAAAUGCAUUGUUAAAUUAUACAGUAAUGAUCCAGACUUACCAGUAUUUUUUCUCUUGAAGAUUUUUUGAUGAAAUGAGUUGCAGAUGUGUAACUCCUUGGUACCUAUAAAGGUACCUUAUUAAAAAAGUCUAUUGAUAAGUGUUAUUAUUUUGUAGUCAUUGACACUUUGAACUUUGUAAUCUGCUUUUAACAUUUUGUGUUCACAUUCCUUAGUGGCCAGUUUAGUUCUACAAAAUAAAUGUUCAUAUAAUUGUUUUAAUAAUAAAACUUGUACACUCA
Mytilus trossulus (common blue mussel) is the source of this 6467-nucleotide messenger RNA. Its product is annotated as amyloid-beta precursor-like protein. The record is from RefSeq and is a predicted model, not a curated record. Gene Ontology annotation, molecular function: transition metal ion binding; heparin binding. NCBI's taxonomy places the organism in Eukaryota, Metazoa, Mollusca, Bivalvia, Mytilida, Mytilidae. Bases 160 to 1971 code for a protein of 603 amino acids. The transcript is spliced from 11 exons. Gene Ontology annotation, biological process: axonogenesis; central nervous system development. Gene Ontology annotation, cellular component: membrane.